AUGGCACACUUCUCUGGUCACCUGAUCACUGAUGUGGGUGCUGGUGCAGUCCUGGGAGCCCACAGUCUUCGUUAUGACCUCAAGGUGGUAUUCCAGUAUGGCUUUGUGCAAUCACAAAUUCUUGGUGAGGGGCAUUUAGAUGAAAAGCCCUUCCUGUACUAUGACAGUGAGAAAGGUAGGGCAGAGCCCUGGGGGCCAUGGGCAGAAGCCCACUUGGGAACUGAGACCUGUGACACAGAGACCAAGGACUUGACGGAGAGGGGGAUGGAACUCAAAAUGACUCUGGCAGAUAUCAUGCCCCUUACUGACCAGCAAAAAGGUUUGUAUUCCCUCCAGGAGACUCUGGGCUGUAAGAUCCAGGAAGAUAAGAGUGCCAGGGGCUUCUGGCAUUUCUUCUUUGAUGGGGAGCGCUUCCUCUCCUAUCACCCGGAGACCCAGAAAUGGAUGGUGCUCCGCUCUACAGUCCAGACCUUGGCUGUGGAAAUCAAGAAGAUCUGGGAUGCGGAUAGAGACAAAAGCAACAGUUACAGUCCCCGUGUGCAGGGAGAGACUUGUGGAAAAUUACAGAAAUAUCUAAAAUCCUGGAUGAGCUUCAAGGAGCAAAUAGUACCCCCAGCAGUGAAUGUGACCUACACUGAGUCUGUAGAAGGCAUCACCUUGAUGUGCUGGGCUUCUGGCUUCUAUCCCAGUGAAAUCUCACUGACCUGGCUACCGGAUGGGGAACCCCUGAGCCAGGACUCCCAGGACUAUAGGUGUGGCCUGCCUUAUGAGAAUGGAACCAGUGAGACCUGCGUGUCCAUAAGGGUUCCCAAAGGAAAGGAGCAGAGGUAUAGCUGCCACGUAGAACACGAUGGGAAGCACACUACAUACCCUGUGACCAUUGAACACGAGCAGCUACAGGACCCGGGCCAACUUGAGAAGGUGACAGCAGACAACAAUGGCAUCAUGCAGCUGGGCUCUCAGUCUCUGCUGUCAGCUCCUGAGUGUGUUAGUUCAGCUAGGGGAGCAUAG
Messenger RNA from Orycteropus afer afer, 1011 nucleotides. Its product is annotated as MHC class I polypeptide-related sequence B-like. Gene Ontology annotation, molecular function: peptide antigen binding; signaling receptor binding. Bases 1 to 1011 code for a protein of 336 amino acids. Gene Ontology annotation, cellular component: external side of plasma membrane. Gene Ontology annotation, biological process: antigen processing and presentation of endogenous peptide antigen via MHC class Ib; immune response; positive regulation of T cell mediated cytotoxicity. The transcript is spliced from 5 exons. NCBI's taxonomy places the organism in Eukaryota, Metazoa, Chordata, Mammalia, Tubulidentata, Orycteropodidae. The record is from RefSeq and is a predicted model, not a curated record.